GUUGACACAAUAAUCCAGGGUAUGUGGUGAUUUCUCAAAAGAUAACUGGACCUGCCAUUUCCUGGGUUUCACAGAAGCAUCCUGACUUGGAGCGAGCUGCCAUGACCAGCCAGUCCCAGGGAAUCCACCAGCUCCUUCAGGCAGAGAAAAGGGCCAAGGACAAGUUAGAGGAAGCCAAGAAGAGAAAGGGGAAGAGACUGAAGCAAGCUAAGGAGGAGGCAAUGGCUGAAGUGGACCAAUACAGAAUGCAGAGAGACCAGGAGUUUCGACUUAAACAGUCUAAGAUAAUGGGUUCUCAGAGUAAUGUCUCCUACGAAAUUGAAGAACAAACACAGGGAAAGAUUCAGGAACUGAAUGGGAGCUACAACAAGUGUAUGGAGGAUGUGAUUAAACAGCUCUUGAUGAUGGUCUGUGACAUAAACCCAGAAAUCCACAUGAACUACAGAACCACCAACUGACGUACCUAAAACAGUUCCAAGGAGUGGUGUGUGGAUGCCUCCUGCUUGCUGGUAGCUUCAUGUUCGCAUUAAGAAAUUUAAAACAUUGAUCUUGUUUACUGAACAUUUAUAAAAUUCAGUGUGCAUGAAUUCACAAAUGGGCGCUUAAUUUUAAAAAGUAAAUAAAGCUAUCAUUUUAUCUUUCCCGGUAA
Messenger RNA from Marmota monax (woodchuck), 649 nucleotides. It is a transcript of the gene Atp6v1g3, whose product is annotated as ATPase H+ transporting V1 subunit G3. The transcript is spliced from 3 exons. Gene Ontology annotation, cellular component: vacuolar proton-transporting V-type ATPase complex. The record is from RefSeq and is a predicted model, not a curated record. NCBI's taxonomy places the organism in Eukaryota, Metazoa, Chordata, Mammalia, Rodentia, Sciuridae. Gene Ontology annotation, molecular function: proton-transporting ATPase activity, rotational mechanism. Gene Ontology annotation, biological process: proton transmembrane transport. The coding region runs from base 102 to 458 and encodes 118 amino acids.